Culicoides brevitarsis is the source of this 1176-nucleotide messenger RNA. RefSeq names its product odorant receptor 22c-like. Gene Ontology annotation, molecular function: odorant binding; olfactory receptor activity. Gene Ontology annotation, cellular component: plasma membrane. The record is from RefSeq and is a predicted model, not a curated record. The coding region runs from base 1 to 1176 and encodes 391 amino acids. Gene Ontology annotation, biological process: detection of chemical stimulus involved in sensory perception of smell; sensory perception of smell. Lineage: Eukaryota; Metazoa; Arthropoda; Insecta; Diptera; Ceratopogonidae. The transcript is spliced from 4 exons.
AUGAGCAGAAUACUUGAAAAACUCAAGGAUUAUUGGAAAAAACCAAAAAUUUUUGUGGAUCACUUUGAUGGUCCCGAAUACUUGUUAAGCUUGGGCGGCAUCAAUGUCUUCAACGAUAGUUGGUUUUGGCGAGGUACAUUUAAGGCAAAGAUGGCAUUUGUGAUCUUCGUGGGACUCUCAAGUUGCACAACGACCUUUUCGUCAAUUAGUGCGGUGCAUCCAUUCGAUGACGACUUGGAGGAUCGCAUGUCGGCAAUUAUGGCUGCGUUAUGUGGAUUUGAAGUGCUUGGAAAAUCCUUGACUUUGAUAUUAUUUCGAAAUAAUUUUCGGCAAUUGAAGGAUUUGGCAAAGGAACAUUCGCGCGAAGGUUUGCUCGGAAAAAAUCACUUUUAUGGAUCAAUUAUUACGAAAUAUGAAAAGUAUGGAAGAUACGUUAUAUUUGUGAUUUUUGGAAAUUAUUACUUGGCAUGUGCUGUUUUGAUUUUUUAUCCCUUGCUCUUUGGUAAAAAAUGGAUGUAUCCCGUUAACAUUAUCAUUCCUGGACUUUAUCCUAAGGCUUAUCCUGCCUAUGCCAUAAAUUACGUAAACAUUUCAAUCAUGACAACUUAUACAGCGACAACUUUCGUUGCAUUCGAUACAUAUUUUUUUCUCCUUUGUCUCUAUAUGGCAUCGCGUUUUGAGUUGUGCAGUGAGUAUUUCGACAAAAUUGGUAGCUCAAAGCGUUAUUCAAGUGCCAAAUACAUUCGUCAUUGCGCAAUGUUGCACGUGAAAACGAUUGAACUGUACAAAUCCAUGCAAGAAACUGUCGAGUACAUGGUUGGUCUUCAGAUCUACGUUGUUGCGCAAAUUAUGGCCUGUGGAGGUGUUAUUACCCUAAUUAAUCCCUGGAAUUCGUACUAUCUGGUAACUACUUCAAAUGUCGUUCAGGCGUUUUUGUAUUGCGUUUCGGGAGAAAUUGUCGCUGUCAAAGCAGCAGAAGUUGGACAUAAGAUAUACAAUGCUAAAUGGUACGAAAUUGAUGAUAUUCAGGCAAAGAAGAUUUUGGUUUACGUCAUUCAUCGUUCUCAACAACCAUUUUACAUGAAUUUCAAAGGACGUUGUCUCUCGAUGGAAGCUUUUACGAAUAUCAUGAGCUUUGGCUUCAAGGUUUUCAAUACUGUGCGAAAUUUUAUUUAG